Messenger RNA from Sinocyclocheilus anshuiensis, 1654 nucleotides. RefSeq names its product eukaryotic translation initiation factor 5A-1. The transcript has 5 exons. Lineage: Eukaryota; Metazoa; Chordata; Actinopteri; Cypriniformes; Cyprinidae. Gene Ontology annotation, molecular function: ribosome binding; translation elongation factor activity; RNA binding. The coding region runs from base 283 to 750 and encodes 155 amino acids. The record is from RefSeq and is a predicted model, not a curated record. Gene Ontology annotation, biological process: positive regulation of translational elongation; positive regulation of translational termination.
GCUGCAUGAAGCGUGUUCGAAUUGUGACGAAAAAUUACACAGACCUUUCCUGUCUCGGUGUUGUCUUUAAAAGGCUGUCGGGCUUGAAAGCGUGUGUCUUGCUGUUGAACGUAACCGGGUCGUCUUGAGAAAGCGUGUUGCGGUGGUUCUUUAAGGCGGCUUGUGGAGCUGCUCUCUAGUUUGCAGGCCGCGAGCAAGCACUGCACAGCGCCGCACGCGGGAGGCCUUUCCCCGCGCGCAGUGACUUGACUGAAAAGAGUGCCCCUUGUUUAGAUCCCCAUCAUGGCAGAUCCAGAUCUUGAUUUCACCAGCGGAGAUGCCGGGGCUUCAACCACUUACCCCAUGCAGUGCAGCGCCCUGCGUAAGAACGGAUUCGUGGUGCUGAAGGGUCGUCCCUGCAAAAUUGUCGAAAUGUCCACUUCUAAAACUGGCAAGCAUGGUCAUGCAAAGGUUCACAUGGUUGGAAUUGAUAUUUUCACAAAUAAGAAGUAUGAAGAUAUCUGCCCCUCCACCCACAACAUGGACGUGCCUAACACCAAAAGAAAUGACUACCAGGUGGUUGACAUAACCGAGGGGUUCCUCUCUCUUAUGAUGGACAAUGGUGACGUGCGUGAGGACUUGCGUGUGCCAGAAGGUGACCUGGGCAAAGAAAUCGAAAGCAAAUUUGCAGCUGGUGAAGAGAUGUUGGUUACUGUGCUUUCAGCUAUGGGCGAAGAAUCUGCAGUGGCUGUCAAACCCAUGACCAAAUAGGAAGAGAGACUGGGCUGCUCAGGCUGCAACAUGCUACACUUUAACAAAUCUCUUGCAUUUGUUUUUUUGUUUUUAUUUGUCACCAAAGCUAUGGCCUUCACAAGCAACCUCAAAUUUUUUGUUGUGAUUGUAUUCCUUUUUUCUUCUCCUUCCAAUACUGUGCUGGACUUGUCGGGUCAGUUGGCAUUCUCUCGGGUAAGAGGUUUAAUAAUGUCAGUGUUUACCCCCUCAACCUCCCCCUUUUCCCCCCUUAAGUUUUUACCACUUACAUUCCUGAAUGUUAAAUGAUGGGAUCCAUUUAUCCUUUCUUGUAUUCUUGAAUUUCUUAAGUAAUUAGUGUGCAGGAUUUACGCAAGGUGUUGCGAAGAGAGGAAACCCCCAACUGACACUGAACUUUUUUUUUUUUUCCUCCUUCUCCCUCUUUGGGUGCCAUACUUUUACUUUUUCUCCUUACAUGAUCUAUGCCAUGCUGGCACUAUAGUUAAUUCUUCUCAAUUGAAUGCCCUCCCCCCAAAGUGAGAUGCACACUGGUAGUUGGCACUUCCUUGUACCUGCAGUACUUUAAAAGUACCUUCUCAAGUAAUACCGCUAUGACAGAGAAAUAAACUCCAGCAAAAUGUCCCCUUAAAUGCCAGUCUCUAAUUGUUCAGAAGUGGAAAGGAUGUGAUGGCCAUGUGCGAAUACCUCUGUAACACAAUAGCAGCCAGCUUGAUUUUGGCUGUCAUUGAUGACCUUAAAUAAAGUGUUGAAGCCUGUAUUUGUCUCCAGGUAGGCUCUUAUCAGUGCUGCUCCAGAAUGAGCUUGAGGACUAAAUCUUUGUGAGUUCUAAUCUUCCUUUGUUUACUCGAGGCCUUUGUCACCUUGACUGGAGAGAGCAAAAAAUAAAAACUUAAUAGAUCCAGAA